Messenger RNA from Scylla paramamosain (green mud crab), 3589 nucleotides. RefSeq lists its product as uncharacterized. Gene Ontology annotation, molecular function: chitin binding. Gene Ontology annotation, cellular component: extracellular region. The record is from RefSeq and is a predicted model, not a curated record. The coding region runs from base 2380 to 3378 and encodes 332 amino acids. The transcript is spliced from 4 exons. Lineage: Eukaryota; Metazoa; Arthropoda; Malacostraca; Decapoda; Portunidae.
GUGCUUGACAAACACACUUGCUUUACUAAUGAAACGCAAAAACACUCAGCUUUGUCAUCUGUUUCACUUACUAAGAUAUACCGAAUUUCAUACUGCUAUAUAAUCAGCUAAUAAAAAAUCUUCGUUCGAAAGGAAUGUGGCAAUUUAUAAUUUUACUAGAGUAAUAUCGUGUGGUAAUCAGAUCCCUUAUAGAGUCACCGCGAAUUAACGUUACGGAAGGCGAUGAAAUGACGGUGUAUAAUUUAAUUAAGGCCUUGUACCUGCACGUGUGGCCGAGGCACAGCGAGGAGGUUACACAGGUGCGGGUGCCGUGUUCACCUGCCACUCACUCGCUCUCCCGAACAAACAGCGGGUGCCAGAUUUCCGUGUGAGUGACAUGUCUAAUUGAGCGGCGUGCCACUCACCAGGAGGGUCUAAUAUGCGCCACACAACGCUAUUCACUCAUGUGCAAAUUUGUACUCAUCGCCAAGGACGACAAGAAGAGGCCUAUAUAACGAUGGCCGGUGUGCGGUUGAUCACUAGCAGGUAAGCGGUAAGGUAAACCUCGUCUACCUCCGGUCAGGUAUACAUUUACAGUUCACUUGUACAGUCACGGUAGAAAAUAAUCUCGUUCCUCUCGAGGUUUUACGAGUAGUAGGUUAUUUCUCUCUUAUAAUUCAUGUAGAGUUGAUUUCUAGUGGUAAUUCUAAAAAUACACGUGUGGUACGAAAAGAUAAAAUUUCAGUCGAAUUCGAAAGAUUGCCAUAUUUUGGUUUCUAAUGGCAUGCCUCUGAGAGAUUUAUGAUUACAAAGUUAUUUCUCUUUUAUAAUUAAUUUACAGUUGAUUUCGAGUGAUAAUUCGGAAAAAAAUAAAUUCAUAUUCAUGGUAAGAUAAGAAACAGUUUCAGUCGGACUCCAAAGAUUGCCAUAGUCUAGUUCCUGAAGGAAAGUUAAAAUAAGGAGCGAUAUUACUUCCUUUCGCGGCUGUACAUGGCUACUGACCGAUGUGUUUCCUUAAUUAUCAAAGCAAUAUUGGUAAAGUUAAAAGCUAGUCGAUCUGUAUAAUAUUUUUCAUAACUUUAAUGUGAUUCAGAUAUGUUGGAAAAGUUAUAAGUUUGUCGUAUAUCUUCAGAAAUGUUGUAGUUCACGUUUGAUUCAUAAAUAUUUGGAAAAAAAAAUAGAAGCAAGUCGUUCUCUGGCACAUUUUCAGGCGCAUCAUUUUUUUUUUUUUCGGGCUUCAGAAAUGUUGGAAAAAACUGAAAGCUAAUUGUGUAUUUUCAUGAAUGUUGUAGUUAAUUUGGUUUCAGAAACACUGGAAAUGAUACAAACUAGUCGUUCUGUGGCAUGUUUUCAGGAGCAUCAUAGUUUCUUUUCAGGUUUCAGAAUUAUUGAAAAAUUGCUUUUAGAUUCAGGAUUUAUAGAAAAGUAUUCUACUGUAGUCUUGAUAGGUUUAGGAAUUGCUAGCGGUGGCUUAGUGGUCAGAGCUCUAACGUAGUGGUAUUGGAGCCCUGAGUUUGAAUCCUGCAGGAAACUUGCCAAAGAACAUCCAAAUGGCUCCUGUCAAUCUUAUCUUCGACGGUGCCUGCAUAGGGAAGCUCUGGAGGGCGGUGCGAGCCUCUGCUUGUAUGUCACUAAAAAUCUGAGCAUGGGCAACCACCAAUAUAAGAGAUCAACCAACUGAGCUUCCACAAAUAUAAGAAAGAGGUCGACUAACUGAGCCUCCACGAAUAUAAGGAAGAGGUCGACCACUGAGCUUCUGCAUAUACAAGAGAUCGACCAACUGAUUCUCCACAAACAUAAGAGGUCAACCAUUUAAACCUUCAGACAGUUGCACCAGAAUACCCUAUCAGUGCUAUAGGCCAAGAACAUGAUGAAAAAAAAAAAAAGACCUUGCUCUCAAGACAAGGCGAAGGUCAAUUGUUAGUAACACAAGUGGUGGUGAUCCUGACAACGACAGACGGUGGACCUGGCGACAAGCAGCCCAUCAAGAGAGGUCGAGAGAGGUAACAGACAACGUAAUCGAGGGCGAGCUGCGACCCAACUGACAGGAAGGCGGGGGAUGUUACGUGCUCACGCGUGGUCGGGUUGAGAUCUCGGAAACAAUCUCGAAGCAGCCGCACAAUGAACGAGGGAACAAUUACACAUUUAGAGGUACAAAAUAGAAGAAAGUAACAAGGGUAUUAUUCUUUGGAAUCCGAAAACAAUCUCAAAUCAUAAUGAACAAAGAAACGAUAACACCUUUAGAAUUACAGGAUAGAAACUUUAGAAAGUAACAGGGGCAUCAUUCUUUGGAUCUCGGAAACAAUCUCGAAUCAUAAUGAACAGGAAAACUGUAACAUCUUUACAAUUACAGAAAGGAACCAUGAGGAAGUAAAAUGGGUAUUAUUAUCUGACCGGGAAAUGGUGUUGUGGUUGGAACAAGUAUAUUUUGAAGAGACACAUUAUGAAGUAUUUCGUGAUGUGCCUGUUUGCUGGAGGCUUGUCAUCUUUCCAGAUCAGUGCAGCACCUGUGGAUACUUGCCUUGCAGCGGCGCCGCCUCAUCUAACCUCACAAUGAUGCUUAAGUUCCUCUUCUACUUCACGGUGGCGUGUGGAGCAGUAAGCCUGACGGAGGCGGCAGUUGACUGUUCGGGCGGCGAUGGCUUCAAGUGUGAGAGCUGCUCCACCCUGGCCCUGUGUUCCGGAGGCAGCGUGGCCAGCACCUUCUCGUGCCAGAGUGGCGAGCUGUGUGAGGAGGGCUCAGGUGGUACCGGCUCCUGCAUGCUCGCCAGCGACACUUCGAGGACCAAAUGCCAGUGCAGCUCCUUCCCCUCCUACGUGGUGGACUCCUAUGACCCACAGAAUUACCUGCUGUGCUUCUCCAACACACUGCAAAUCCCUCUCAGCUGCGCGCCAGGCGAGGAAUUUGACACGGCCACCAACGCAUGUAAGGCUGUUCCCACCACCUCCACUGUCACCACCACCGAAGUGACCACCACCACCCAGCCCACCGUCACGUGCACAGAGGACGGCCUCUUCCCCCUGCUGCCCAGCUGCUCCGGCUACUACGCCUGCUACACUGUCGGGGGCUCGGUGAUAUCUACUGGCGUCGUGUCCUGCAGCGACCCUACACCAGUCUUCGAUCCCGACACCUCGUCCUGCGUGGCUAGCAUCACCGGUCCUGCAACACCAACCUGUGGCGCCACUGACAUUGUCACGGCGGACACCGUGGAGUGCAACGCGUUCUACGUGUGCAGCAACAGCGCCACUGUGGGGGAGAAGAUCUGCUGCGGCGAGGGCCAGGUGUUCAAUCCCGUCACCAUAAGCUGCGAGACGGACACCGGCAGCGUCACCUGUCCCACCGUCAAUCCCUGCUACACUGGUGAGAUCGAGAAGAAAUGCCUUCCUCCCACUUGUUGAAGAGAUUCAUUAUAAUGCAGCAAGUUUAUCUCCAUCCCCAACAGUACCUCUCCAACACAAACCACGGUACGAAGACUCCAACUUGCUGUGUGCGUCUUGCAGCCAAAUAUCACCCAUUGCUGAUGUGUAGCGAAUCCUGGAGUUGAAUAAACGUACAACAGCAACUCGAACAAGUGUUCUUUUUCUAUUUCCUUUCUCAGUGGCCGUCAAA